AUGGGAAUUGUAAUACUCUUUGGCGAAUGGCGAAUCGACCAGCGGCCUCUAAUCUACGGAGGUGCAGCUCACAGCCGGCGGUAUCUCUUCCACCACCUCACGUUGCACCUCCCAGCCGAACACACAGUGGGAGGUCUACAAUAUCCCCUGGAAACUCAAGCGUUCUACGUGUCGGCUGAGUAUCAGAAUAUGGGGCAGGCGUUGGACGCCUCGCCGAGCGACCCUCAGGCUUUCCUUGCGGUCUCUAAUUUGUAUAAGUAUGCAAACCACACACACAAAGGUCUGGAAGACCUUCUGGCAUCGGCUAAGCAAGUUGGUUGGCGUAACGGGACCCUUUGCGGCAAAUCCCUGAGCUUCUUCAACCCGCCCUUCAAGGAGUAUGCCUGUUACCAAGGAUCUAUGACCGCUCCGCCGUGCACGGAGUCCGUUCUGUGGUUAAUCAGAGGAAGGACCCUGUCUGUAACGAGGAAUACGGUGGAGGAAGCUCAAACAUUGUUAAUCUCAGAGACUGAACCCAAGCACUUGUUCUUCAGAAGUACGCAGCCGUUGAACGACAGAAAAGUUUACCUUUUCAAAUAG
Helicoverpa zea (corn earworm) is the source of this 579-nucleotide messenger RNA. Its product is annotated as alpha carbonic anhydrase 8-like. Lineage: Eukaryota; Metazoa; Arthropoda; Insecta; Lepidoptera; Noctuidae. The transcript is spliced from 4 exons. Bases 1 to 579 code for a protein of 192 amino acids. Gene Ontology annotation, cellular component: cytoplasm. The record is from RefSeq and is a predicted model, not a curated record. Gene Ontology annotation, molecular function: zinc ion binding; carbonate dehydratase activity.